Molecule: messenger RNA, 458 nt
Organism: Hordeum vulgare subsp. vulgare (domesticated barley)
Lineage: Eukaryota; Viridiplantae; Streptophyta; Magnoliopsida; Poales; Poaceae
Product: thioredoxin-like 3-1, chloroplastic
Exons: 4
Coding region: 163-453 (96 amino acids)
Cellular component (GO): chloroplast stroma
Source: RefSeq, a predicted model, not a curated record
ACCGAUGGAAGAAGCGGCGGAGGAGCAAGCGGCCGCACCGGCCGCCGCGGAGUUCGGGGACGCAGCGGAGAACGGGAUGGAGGAGGAGGGAUAUGCCGGCGUCGAGGAAGAGGGGUGAGGGCGGAGGCGGCCUACUUCUAGGACGCAUCGGUGCCGGUGGAGAUGGGCGAGAUACACAGCAUGGAGGCCCUCGACGCCGCGCUCGCCUCCUCCGUCGACCACAACCAGCCCAUCAUCAUCGACUGGAUGGCCAGCUGGUGCCGGAAAUGCAUCUACCUCAAACCCAAGUUGGAGAAGAUAGCAAGAGAAUUCCCAGGAGUCGGGUUUUACUUUGUGGAUGUCAAUAAAGUUCCACAGGCCGUGGUGAAAAGAGGCAACAUAAGUAAAAUGCCUACUAUUCAGGUAACGUCGUAUUUAUUUUUCGAAUUUCUGUGUUUGGCACUUUAUGGCUGAAAUUC